This is a messenger RNA of Tarenaya hassleriana, 1966 nucleotides long. Its product is annotated as putative glycerol-3-phosphate transporter 1. Gene Ontology annotation, biological process: phosphate ion homeostasis; transmembrane transport. Bases 257 to 1834 code for a protein of 525 amino acids. Gene Ontology annotation, cellular component: membrane. Lineage: Eukaryota; Viridiplantae; Streptophyta; Magnoliopsida; Brassicales; Cleomaceae. The transcript has 3 exons. Gene Ontology annotation, molecular function: glucose 6-phosphate:phosphate antiporter activity. The record is from RefSeq and is a predicted model, not a curated record.
AUAAAACAUUGCCCGUUGCUUGGAGGUCCAAAGCGUGUCAAAGCGUUUCUCGCUUCUUUAAGCAACCGAAAAAUUUUCUUCCAGAUUUUCAGUUUCUAGAGAGAGAAAGCUCGAGAAUCACCGCGAGAGAAAUAGAGAGAGAGAAAAGAAAGAUAAGGAAGCAAGCGCUUUGCUCCUUGAGAGAAGAAGCUUCAGAGCUUGACAAAGGGAUCACUGUGUUCCAAGACUCAGUCUCUGUUUCGAUCGUCUCCUCUACAUGGGUUCCGCGUUUCAACCGGCGCCGGAGAGCGAAACCAAGCCUGUCGGAAUCCGGUUCUUGGAGCACGUAAAGGGUUCCAAGCUUUCGUACAACGCGUACCGUGCAAUCGUCUUGCUCGUGACGUUUCUCGCCUACACGAGCUAUCACGCCACGAGGAAAACCACCAGCAUUGUGAAGAGCACGCUCGAUCCUCAGUCCUCCGAGACAGGAUUGACAUCGUUCCUCCUGAGGUUGAAUUACCUCCGAACUCCCGGCAAGAACGGAGGAGGUUGGGCUCCGUUUAAUGGACCCGAUGGCACGGUCUUACUUGGGGAGAUCGAUGUCGCGUUCCUCGCGAUUUACGCCUUCGGGAUGUAUUUCGCUGGACAUUUGGGAGACAGGAUGAACUUGAGAAUCUUUCUGACAAUCGGGAUGUUAGGAACCGGUUUGUUUACCUCGCUCUUUGGUGUCGGAUACUGGGCCAACAUCCACAGCUUUUACUACUUCCUGUUCGUUCAAAUGCUCGCCGGAUUGUUUCAGUCGACCGGUUGGCCCUCGGUGGUGGCUGUUGUCGGAAACUGGUUUACUAAGAAGAAGAGGGGUCUGAUUAUGGGCAUAUGGAACGCGCACACAUCGGUCGGAAACAUCAUGGGAUCGUUGAUUGCUGCGGCGAUGUUAAGAUACGGCUGGGGAUGGUCGUUCAUGAUUCCCGGUAUCUUAAUCGUGUUUAUCGGGUUGGUGAAUUUUGCUUUCUUGCCUGUAAAUCCAGAAUCAGUAGGGGCGGAGAAAGACGAGGAUGAUUCCAGCUCGUUUGAGAAAAUCGGAGAAUUUAUAAACGAGCCUCUCUUGAGUUCGUCGGAUUCAGAUACUGAUACCAAGAAAAGAGCCGUCGGAUUCCUCGAAGCCUGGAGAAUUCCCGGCGUCGCCCCUUUCGCUCUCUGCCUCUUUUUCGCCAAAUUGGUCGCGUACACUUUCCUCUACUGGCUCCCGUUUUACGUCAGCCACACAGCGAUCAACGGGCAGUACUUAUCUGACGAAACGGCCGGAAACCUGUCGACGUUAUUCGACGUCGGAGGUGUGGUCGGAGGAAUCCUAGCCGGAUACAUCUCCGACCACCUAGGAGCAAGGGCAAUAACCGCGGCCAGCUUCAUGUACGGUGCGAUUCCGGCCCUUUUUUUCUACCGGAGCUACGGGCAUGUCUCUCUAACCGCGAACGCAGCACUCAUGUUCCUAACGGGCAUGUUCGUGAACGGACCGUACGCGCUGAUCACGACGGCAGUGUCGGCCGACCUCGGUACUCACAGCUCGUUGAAAGGAAACUCACGAGCACUUGCGACGGUGACCGCCAUUAUCGACGGGACGGGUUCCGUCGGAGCCGCCGUGGGUCCGUUGCUCACCGGCUACAUCUCGUCCAGGAGCUGGAGCGCCGUUUUCACGAUGCUGAUGGGAUCGGCGCUCGUGGCGGGACUGUUGCUGACGAGGCUUGUUAGGGUGGAAGUAGCCGAGAAGAUCGCCGAGUCACGACCGGAGUCAACGUCGGCUUCACCGGAGGGAUGUAGGUCCCCGGCGGAUCUGGGUCACGUGCUUGAAGUGUGACCCACCGUGACCGUGACUUUUGGGUUAUGAUUUUUUUUAGUACAGAGAUUGUGUUGUAAUAUAUAUAUAUAUAUGUAAUAUGUAUUUGUCGAUUUAGGCCGUGAAAUUAUCAAAGAAAAAGUUUUUUUUUUC